Molecule: messenger RNA, 2427 nt
Organism: Caenorhabditis elegans
Lineage: Eukaryota; Metazoa; Nematoda; Chromadorea; Rhabditida; Rhabditidae
Gene: ceh-86
Product: Homeobox domain-containing protein
Exons: 6
Coding region: 105-2306 (733 amino acids)
Biological process (GO): autophagy
Cellular component (GO): nucleus
Molecular function (GO): DNA binding
Source: RefSeq, marked reviewed
UGGUGUAGUACUGGUGCAUUCUGUGUCCUCAUAAAAAGUACACUAUUUCCUCAAAUUGGCAAGUCAGUGGUACGUUGGCAGAUGAAGUUAAUUUGCUGAACAAUAUGCCAACUUCAUCAACUCCUCCGAUAGUCUAUGAGACCGACUUGGAGCCUAUCUAUUACCAAGACUGUUACUGCCAUAAGGAAUUAGUAUUCUGUAAAAACUGGAAGUUUGGCGGCGAAAUUUUCAAAUACAAUUCCAGCGGAACAAAUUCUUCUAUAAGAAGAGUACAAUUUGAUUGUUGUGUGUACAAGGAUCAGGAGAUUGACGAGGAAAUGUCUGAAAAAGUGAAGACUUUCAAGGGUACCUUGGACCCAAGGCAAGUUGUGCAGAAUAACUGUUUCCAGCACUUGAGCCCAUUAUACUCAAAAUUCUGCGAGCAUUACGGUCAUAUGAUUGGCUUCUUCUGGAAUUCACUCAAGGAUACUGUAAUGGCUUAUGACAUUGCUGAUGGCUUAUUCCAAGAAACCAAAGACUGCGGCUGUUGUCUAUUCCACAAAGAUGUCUAUUUGACAAAUCACAUUUUUUUCGAGAAGUCUCAUCGUGAUGAAUAUGGGCAGACUAUAAUUUGCAUGGACAUCAAUUGGCAUACGAAAGAGCACGGAAAAAUGAGCAUUUUCUUCAAUUCCCAAGGGUUUUUUGGAGAGUAUCGAUGGAACAGGGUGGCCCAAUGUUUCAAGCUUAUGAAGCAAUUGGAUGUGAAAACGACUGAGUAUGAGGUGGCGGAUCGGACAGAUGAUGAGAAAAACUGGAGCUCUUUUUCAUAUGAUGCCAUUCAUUUUCUUGAACAAGAGUAUCGAAAAACAAAAUAUAUUAGCUCAACUGAUUGUCAAAAAAUUUCCGAAAAGAUUCACUUAGACGAAGAGCUGAUUGAGAAAUGGUUCAGAGCUCGCCGAGCAACUUCAAAACGAGAGGCGAAUUCAAACGAGGACAUUUUCACCUCACAAUACCAGCAAACAAAACUUACUAUGAAAGAUGGAACUGAAGGCUAUUUUUUGCGAAAAAAUCACGAAUAUUUCAAGAAAAUCGUUGUAACAGUUGGUUUUUCGGAUGGAAGUGUAAAGCCAUGCGUCUGGAUUGAAAAGAUCAGUGAAUAUCAAAUAAUUGAUCAGGAAACUUGGCGGCUGAAAUUCGAAAAUUCUAGAGUUAUGGCGAUAGAUGCAGAGGCAAGGGAACAGGUGCACAGGCAGAGGAAGCUGAACUCAAAUGAGAAGAGAAAAGAAGAAGAAGCUGAAAAUGAGCAAGAAAAGUUGUUCAAGGAAAUGGCGGAGCUGGAAAUUCAGAAUUAUAGAAUAUUGCCUAAUUCAAGCGAUAAAAGGUUAGAAGAGCAUGAGCUGAAAACUCAAAGCAGCACAUUGCCGAAGCCAUGUGCUCAUGCUCAAGCUCAAGCUCAUGCUCAAGCUCAAGCUCAUGCUCAAGCUCACGAAACUAAUGACAACUGGCCUAAACUAAUGACAGAGCUAUUUCGAGCCUUAUUACAAGGGCAAUCGCUAACUCAGCAGCAUAUGCAACGGCUCGUUCACUUGAGAACGCAGCCUGAUUUCAACAGGAGAAGCUAUGCUGGUCAUGAGCUGACGGCGAUGGAAAUGGAAGCUCUGAAGCAACUUCUGAACCUCUUGAACGGGAAAGAGAUGCCGACAGGAAAGAAGGAGGAAGUGGAAGGAUCUGGACUAACAAUUAGUGAAGCUCAUGGCACAGUUGGCUCGCCGAUGUUGAUAGAAAAGAAGGAGGAGCUGGAAGGAUCCUUAGAGCAUCAGCCUACGAUGGCAAAUGAAGAGAUUGACCAGAAUCUGAAGGAGGAGACCACCACGAAACCAGAAUAUAGGAAAAAGCUUCGAAUGAGCAAACGUAAGCAAAACGAGUUACUACAAAAGUUAUGGUUGAAGGAGAAGAACACAGAAAACACUCACGCCGAAAAAACUAAUCAGGAAAAGAAAUUGACUGAAAAUGCUGUACAAGAGCAAUUGGAGCAAAUGAUGAAAAUGAUACAGGAAGAGAGAAGAGCCGCAGACAGUAAAAACCUUAAAUUAGAGCAGAUGGUGCUGGAAAUGAAGGAUAAACUGGAUGCACAAGAGACACGAAUCAAGGAGUUGGAGGAGGUCAUCAAAAGCGAUAAGAACGCUAAGAAAGGCGAGCAGUUGACCGAUCCUACGGAGCCCCAAUAUACUGAAGCUCCAAAUGCAGAAGUCGGCCAUAAAUCGAAUAUUAGUAGCUCAAUCGGAAAUGACGUUGAUCUUCUGGAAGAUGAUUCGGGAGAAGAUUAGAUUCAUGGCAACUGACCAUAAAAUCUAAUACUUCGAAUAUAUUCAAUUUAAAUUAUUCUCACAAUACAUGUUUUUAAAAUACACCCUACUUGUUGAUAAAUAAAUUGAAUCUUGAUUACAA